AUGCGACAAAGAUCCAGCAAGAUGAAGAUCCGAGCUUAUGAUUCGCAAAUGGUUUCAACAGAGCAUGCUUUGAGAAAGCAAAAGAGACUAGCAUGCCAAAGCUGUAGGAGGAGGAGAAGAAAAUGCAGUCUAGACACACCUUGUACCAAUUGUGUGCGCUACGGUGUAGAGUGUUUGAAGGUUGAGCAGGACCUGAGAAAGAAAAAGCAUUCAAUGACAUACGUGAAAUCCUUGGAGAAUCACAUAGCACAUCUUGAAGCUGCUAUCGAGAAGAUGCGAUCAUCCCGCAAUUCCGACGAGCGAGAUAACAUACUUGAGUCUAUUUCUGUAUCUGACAUCGAAGGAAAUCCUGCAUUGUCCGAUUCUUCUAGCAUUGAGCCCGUGGGAAAUUCAUCGCAACUGCCGCAGGUUAGCGGAAGCAUCUACCCAAAUAACUCGCUUACUCUAUCCAGCAAGACUCGCGCUCCUGUAACAGACGAUCCUCUAGAGGGUACACCUCGAGUGGUUCGCAUGAAGACGCUUUCUCGAAGUCCGCUCAUCUUGCGUGCACUAUCCCUCUUUUUCAAGUGGGUCUACCCGGGUCAUUACACUUUCAUUCAUCGAGAGACGUUUCUGAGCGCUUUCUUUGAAGACCCAUCGACGAAGGCCUACUACUGUUCAGAAGAACUAGUGUUUGCAAUAGCUGCAUUAGGAGCGAUGGUCUCGGAUCGCACGGAAGAGCUGUUUCUAAAUGCGUUUAAUUAUUAUAAUGUAGCAAAGAAACGCGUACUCAAAAAAAUAUUCCUACUUGAUGAUAGCAGCCUAGUAGGAUCUACCUCAUCGUCAAAGCUCGCAAUCGUGCAAACCCUUCUCUGUCUUGCAUUCUUCGAUAUAGGGAAUGGUGAAAAUCCGACAGCAUGGUAUUUAUCAGGUUUAGCUUUCAGAAUAGCGCAUGAGAUUGGUUUGCAUUUGAAUCCGGAGUCCUGGAGCAAUGUUUACGAAGAUGAACUAUCUCAUUUGGAUAUUGAAGUCAGAAGCAGAAUCUAUUGGGGUUGCUAUAUCGCAGAUCACUUAAUUUGCGUUCUCUUUGGAAGAUCUGCAUCACUGCGGCUGUCAAAUUCAACGGUGCCCGAGACCGACGAGUUGCCCGACAUUGAAACGGGGAUUGAGGAUUACCUAUACGAUCCUAAAGCUAUGCUGUCAAUGGCGAAACCUUUAAAAAAGCUUAUUGUUCUUUCAAGAAUCACAGAGCUCUUUGCGAGCAAGAUAUUUAUCCAAACAGAAUCUUUGUCCCAGAGGAGUGAGCAUCUGAGUAAGUUUAACCUCGAGAUAUAUAACUGGCGCAUGGAUCUCCCUGAUGAAUUGAAGUGGAGUAUAGCAGCAUUACGGACCACGGUCGAUUUUAACCCAACAGUGUGCUACGUUUGGUAUCAUUAUUAUAUUGUUCUUCUUUCUUACAACAAGCCAUUCAUUGAUGAACUAGAGCAUAGCCGAACUAUUAUUGAAGAAACCAUCGAAGAGUUGUAUUGGCUUCUAGUAGCCUUCAAGGCAAAGUUUGAAAACUUCCAAAAAUGUAAUAUUUACAUGGUAUACUGUUCGAUUUUAGCAAUUCAAUGUAUCAAGACUGGAGCAAUAAAAAAAGAUUAUCUGGCUGAGUUGAUGGACUUCUUGGCAUCACCAUCUUUGAAUUACGAACUAGCAAAGAAGAUCAUGGACAAUGAAGUCAGCACAGAGGUAAAUGAUCUAUUUGGGACACUUUCGAAUGGUAAUGAUUUUGCGUUGGAGUAUAAUUUUGACUUCACGUUGUUAAAUGAAAUCGAUACGCUGAUCGCUGGUAAUUCGAACAGUAUAGUGUAG
This is a messenger RNA of Lachancea fermentati, 1836 nucleotides long. The record is from the annotation of a GenBank genome assembly. Lineage: Eukaryota; Fungi; Ascomycota; Saccharomycetes; Saccharomycetales; Saccharomycetaceae.